GCGAGUCCACUGAAGUUUAGUGGCCCAACCCCAGGCUCUCCAGCCCAGGGAUUCCGAUACAUGCCCUGUCCAUUGUCCACUGUCCACGAAGCCGGGGCGUCAAAGUUUCACAAUGUUCCAAGGAAAAAAAGGGUUCUCCAUGGAAUAACAACAAAAGAAGAAGAAAAAACACCCAUGCUUUUUGGUACUCGAAACUGGAACCUUCCCUCCUUCUUGUUCACCCCCCACUCCCCUCCCCUCCCACUCUGUACAUAUCCCUUUAAGGUAGUCGCGGCGCAUGCAUCCAUCUCAUCGUCCUUGAACGGGUGCCUUCCCUUUCGUCGUCGCAAGCAGUGGAAAGAGCGGCACUUGGAAGCCACCAACUGCAUAUGCAACUGCAACUGCAACAACGGGAAAGUGCGAGUCCAACGAUAAGGAAUUACACUUCAUUGGCUUGACUCCCCCGCCUUCACCUGGCACUUAGUGUCUUCUACUGUUUUCCCUCCUCCAACCUCACUCACUUCCAUUCUUUUCUCUUUCCAUCUUAUCUUUAUUCACAAUAGCCUGACGCUUCUGUAAGCGUUUAAUAAACGGCUUGUGCAAUACUUAUAUUCUGUCCCCCGCAUUCCCCUCGUUUCUACCCAUCUGCGCCUUAUUUAUUAUACGCUUUCAUCGCGACUUGUUGCGCAGUCUCUCAUUUCAACCCUUCAUCCAUUCUUUGGUGGGCUCGUUUAGCGGAUUUGAGACUUCCCCGUUUUAGCCUUUUGCUGCUGAUUCAGAACCACCCACGGAUCCCACUGCGCCACCAGAGUUGCCCUGACGAAACGCUCCUAGUCUCUCGACUCUACUUUACGCUUUCAGCGCCCAGCCUGACCUCAAACCGGCCUCCCCCGUUUGGGCGUCGACAAGACGAAUCUCCCGCGCUGGGAUUGACUUUACUUUUACCAUUGAUUUAUUCUUUGGUAACUUCACAACACAACCAUUCAGCGGUGGCCAUGUCACAUCUGCCAUCAGCCGCCGACACGAUGCGCCGCCUCUCCCACGACCUCGCGGAGCCGCCGCGCAAUAUCGAGGAGUCCAACGGUGCGCCCUCGGACCACGAAAUGGAAGAUACACUAGAUCUCUCCAUGCCUCCUCCCGAUGAGGAAGACGAUGUCCUAGAUGACGACUCGAGAAUUUAUACACCACCUCCCCACAUUGCCGCUCGCUUCUAUCGCCCAACGCAGGCUCGUCGCAGAGAUUCGGCUGCCUCGUCGCGCCGCAACUCAAUCUCGUCUGCCCACUCGCGAUGCUCUUCUAUUCAACCAUCAAGUCACCGUGGAGGUGAACAGAGCAAGCAUGUCGCUCAACAUCUUCGCCGCGCCUCUUUUCUUGAGGACCGCAGGGCGCGACUUGCCGAUCGAGCGGCGCAUGCCGAAAAGGUUCGCCUUCGAGCGGCCCUGGCUAAAGCGACUCAUCGAGAUACUUCACUAUCGGAGGAGCGAGCCAUAGCGGCACAGCAGGCCAGGGAGCGCAAUUUGGCAGAGAUUGUCGCCAAUUGUGCGGACGAGGUUAAGAAGGCAAAGCAGGUUGCCGAAUUUAUGAAGGAGAAGCGAGAGCAGGACAUUUCCCGAUUGAAGGCUCAGAUCGAGGAGCGAAUGGCUGAGGCAGAAAGACGAAGGGAGGAACUACGUACCAAGAACGCGUCUAAGCGGAGUCGCGGGCAGAGUAUUAUGGCCAGGAAGCCCACAGACCCCAUGCCCGAUGUUGAGCAAGAGAGACGCAAGCCCACCGAAGAGGAAGCCGCAAGAAGCAUCCAGUGGUGGUGGCGUGGCUGCCUCCGAAAGAGAGCCAUCUCCGAGUUCAACAACCUCGGCUUGACUGUGGAUGGCAUCAGAGAUACACACUUCGAUACUGUCGUUGAGCUCCUGGCCCAGGAGCGGGUCCUUGUUAUUACGGCACAGUUGCUUAGACUAUGUGGUCUCGAGGAGGGUGAAACUGGUUCGGUUGGCGAGAUGACAGCUGUUCGCACGUUUCUCAGUGCCUUCUUGAUCCUUGGUCAUCCCAAUCAAGUUCUCAGCAACAAGAACGACAAUGGCGACGAAGACGUCGAUGUACUCACUUCUCACCGACUGCCCUCUACGGAUCUUGCCAAUCCUCAAUUGCAGGACUUGGUAGGCAAGGCGCGAGACUUGCUCAUUUCUUUUGAGAAUAUCCUGUCUCGCUUGACAUCCGCCAACAAGUACACCAUGCCACCUGCACUCAAGAAGACUCUUCCUGAGGCGUAUGCCACUUUCUACAAUGCUUUCAUCGCCUGGAAAUCCCGAGAUUCUAAUGCCUUGAUUGAGGUUAUGCUCAUGCAGUUUGUUGAGCUUGACGCAAUCUAUCACACCGUCAAGGACACAACUGACGAUGCUGCCACGGCUCUUUACAAGAAGAGCAUCCAAGACAACCAGUUGAUGCUCAUAGUGCGGAUCAAGAAACUAGCAGGUGCAGAAAAGGGCAAAAAGAUGAUAUUUGACGCGGUUGCCGAAGCCCGCAAAGCUCGCUCUACCAAGAAGAAGAUCGGAGACACAAAGCCCCGUGUGGCUGAGAACGCACCCGGAGAAGCAUCUGAGGCAGCCAACAGUCUGGUCUCAUCCGAGUCGCAAACACUGACUCCUCCUGCAACACCGGCCAGCAAAGCCCAGGAGAAGGCUCCUGCGCCCAAGACCGGCCUCAAUGGUCUGUUGCCUAAUAACAGGAUUGUGGUGCAUGAGUUGGCUAUCAACAAGGAAUAUCAGCUCUCGCCUGACGAAUACAGAGAACAGCAAUCAGAACGUUCGAAAUUUAUAUAUAUGCAGAUGCGGACCACUAUGAGAGAUGACGAUAGUGGGAUCAAUUUCCAGGUUUUUGCUCUUAUCGCAAGCUACAUUAAGGAAAGGCUCCAGCGUUUGCUCAAGCCGGGCAACUCCAUGUAUAACCUGAUCGGUGAAAUUCUAGACCCCGAGAUGGCAGAGCGGCAAUUCGCCCUCGGCAACUUCUCAUAUGAGAAGUUCUUUACUGCCAUGUCGUCACUUCUGCCCAAACUCUGUGCCCCUUUUCGCGAUGAAGAGGUUCAGGACUUGAUCCAGAACAAACUGGCAGACGGCGACAUUAUCGAUCGAGUUGAAGCCCUCAACGGGUUCAUUGAUGUGAUGCUCUGCGACUACAUCAACUAUCUUUUGCGAAGUGCUGCACCUCAGCUUAUCCAAUCCGCGGCGCCAUAUGAGGCUAAGAGGUUCGCCGAGGAUGUUGAGAAAGGUCAGCUUGGCCUUGCAGCAGCUGAGGCGACAUGGAAGGCUUCCCGAGCAAAGGUUCUUGCAGAAGUUCAGAAGAGGGACCCAGAGGGAAUCAACCAUCCGAGGUCGCGACCGAAUGCUGGAAAGUUCUAUGCACAGAUGCUCGUAGACAUCUUUACCAGGAUCUCUCCCCCACCCAUUGAGGAGGUUCCAGAGAUGCUUCGACUAGAUUACAAUCGCAUCGGCCAAGUCUCUACCACUAUUCAGCGAGUCAUUACCGCCGGCGCUGUUCUGUUGCAGUGCAAAAACCUCCUGAAGCGGGAUGUUCGGUCUUCGUGGAAGAUGGAAGCAUCACGCAUCAUGGCGGUUCUCGAGGCGGGUCAUCCUCUCCAAGCUACUGUGGACGGCGUCAUGGCUGCCCUCGAAUCUGGAAGAUCGAUGCCGACGGCGACCAAGAGCCACCUCCGCGCUCUUGUUACUAAGGUUCUGACUGCCAGUCAAGACAUGGCACAGAACGGAAACGAGCCUAGAGAACCUGUCUUGCGACUUUUGCUCACCCGUCUUCGUAGCAACAUUCUUGCCCGCCUCGCUGCUGGAUCAGCAAGUGAGAAGGUCAAGGCGGCCAACACGGCUGGCGAGAAGCUAGCCAGUCUCGGACUCUCUGAGUUUGUUGAUCGAGUUAGAGAGAUAUCGAACUUACUAGAGAAGAUUGGAACGGUUGACAGAGCAGCCCAUGGGCCUUGGUGGGAUGCCGUAGCAACAAAGGUUGAGCAAGAAGAGAUGUCGGCUUAGAUGUAAUGGGUUGGAUUGUUUUGAUAGGGAUUAUGCAUGAUGAGCAACAAGGAUGCAUGGUAUUUGGAGGUUAGCAUUUGAUCUUUUCAAUCAGGCAGGAAUGGGUUUGCUUUUACUGGGAAGCGCUUUUGAACUUGGGUUGCAUGGCGUACUGGUGUGGAAAGCCAAUAUGGCUCACUUGGUGGGAUUGGAUCAAGCUUGCCCCUUCAAAGAAGUGUGGCAGUGUUGAUGGGUAGCUUAUGGGAUCGGCAAAUUGCUUUUUCGCUGGAAUAAUGGAUAGAAUGUCAUUUCAACUGAGCGCUAGAAGCAUAAACUAUAUCUGAUUUCUGAAUUGAAUCACGAGAAAGCAACAGCAAGCAUUCUGACAACUGGACUUGUG
Fusarium odoratissimum NRRL 54006 is the source of this 4389-nucleotide messenger RNA. RefSeq lists its product as uncharacterized. The coding region runs from base 975 to 4010 and encodes 1011 amino acids. The transcript has a single exon. The record is from RefSeq and is a predicted model, not a curated record. NCBI's taxonomy places the organism in Eukaryota, Fungi, Ascomycota, Sordariomycetes, Hypocreales, Nectriaceae.